This is a messenger RNA of Colossoma macropomum (tambaqui), 1061 nucleotides long. RefSeq lists its product as uncharacterized. Gene Ontology annotation, biological process: regulation of toll-like receptor signaling pathway. Bases 228 to 1058 code for a protein of 276 amino acids. The transcript has 3 exons. The record is from RefSeq and is a predicted model, not a curated record. Lineage: Eukaryota; Metazoa; Chordata; Actinopteri; Characiformes; Serrasalmidae.
AUAAAGUGGUACGAGUAGAGAAGCUUGAGAGAGAAAUGGGUAGAGUGGAAGGCCGGUAGAGCCUUAAUUUGUGUUAAAAAGACAGACAGUAGGUGGGUAGCAGGUGUGUAGACAGUAGCAGGUCAAAUCCAGACUGAACUGACUGAAUGAAGUAAAGCAGAAGAGAAGGAGGAAUUAUUUUCGUGCAGCAAACCUUCAGGACCAAAGCCAACCUGUAGGACGUCAUCAUGCUUGGUGAAGCGUUCCUCCACGUUCUGAAGUACACACAGGAAGGCCCUGAACACACUGCCUGCAGGGACCAGAACACACACUUACAAGCCACUCCUCCACCUGAAACCACCAUGACUCAACUGACCUUCAAAUCACCACUGACACCUCGGGCCUUGCGAGCCGCACGGCCUGAAGGCCGAGAGAAGCCUGGCCAUUGCCUGACCUCAACACCCAGCAUGGCCCUCAGCAUUCCCACCUGCAGUGUGGAGAACCACUGGGAGAUGGAGCACUACAUUUCCGGGAGCUGCCCCAGCAUCUGCAAGGCCUACCCUGACCUACAGCUGGCGGGAGACACUCUAAGGGGCCCCCAUCAUUUACAUAACCCAGCACACCUCAUCUCCCAAUCCCAUGGUCCUCUGCUGCAGUCCCAGGACCUCGGCUCCCUGGAGGCCUUUAAUGAGACUGGACAGGAAGUGGAUUGCCCGGCCAAGCCGGAUGAGGGCUACCUGGUGAUAGAGAGUAUACAAGGCCCAGGUUCGGAACCGAGGCUGACCAACUCGAUGCUAAACGGCUAUCUGGAGACCCAGCUGAUGGAGGUGUAUCGACAGCACAUGCAGGACAGCCUGGCACGCUGUGCCUCAUCCUCGCUAACUGCUAGCGUAGUUCCAGCGCUAGUCCAUGCCAAUUUGAGUAAGUCCCAUGGACAUAAGGCCAUUCAAGAGGAUGGACUGAACUCAAGCUCGUCCCAGGAUAGUCUACGAUACCUUAGCACCUGUUCGGCCCCGCCCACUUCUCACUUUAGUUCACCUGUGUUGCGGAUUUCAUACCCUCAAGAACCAAAAUCCUAACAC